GGCAUCGCAGAUGCAAUCCACCGCUGGGCCGUUGAAGUUUGACCAGCCCUGACUGAGUCAAUCGUCAUCUCCACUCCUCCGAGGCAACAUUUUCUGGAUGGCUGUGAUACCAUCGCCUCCUUCUCUCUUUCUAGUUCCUAUAUCUACCUCUUGAUCCGCCGCUCUUUUCUUUCCCAUUCUUUACUAAAAAAAAAUUUCCUACUCUUUCUCUAAUCUUGCCCCCUCUAUACCCAUCAAGCUAUACCCCUCCAACCACCAAAAUGUGUCAAUCCACCUGGCACGACUUCCUCCGGGGCCUCCCCAAAUGCGAACACCACGUGCAUCUGGAAGGCUGCCUCACCCCGGAACUAAUCUUCCAACUGGCCUCGAAAAACGCCGUCCAACUGCCCGCUACCCCCGAAUACACCUCCAUCGAGACCCUCACCCAGCGGUACGGAAACUUCACCUCCCUCGACGACUUCCUCCACUUCUACUUCAUCGGGAUGUCUGUCCUCCAGCACGAAUCCGACUUCUCCGACCUAGCUUGGGCCUAUUUCCAAAAGGCGCACGCCGACGGCGUCCACCACGCCGAAGUCUUCUUCGACCCGCAAGUGCACCAAGACCGGGGCAUCGCGUACGAGACCAUCAUCUCCGGGUUCGUGGCGGGGUGUCAACGCGCGGAAAAAGAACUCGGACUUUCAACUCGCCUCAUUCUUUGCUUUGUGAGGCACUUGUCGGUUGAUUCGGCGAAGGAGACGUAUGCGAAGAUUCUGGACAAUGGGCAUUUUGAGUCUGAUACGGUGCAUGGGCUGGGGUGGAGUUCGUCGGAGGUGGGUCCGCCGAAGGAUAUGUUUAGGGAGAUUUAUGCGUCUGCGAGGGAGAGGGGGGUGAGGUUGACGGCUCAUGCUGGGGAGGAGGGCGAUCCGACGUAUAUUAGUACGGCGUUGGAGUUGGGGGCGAGGAGGAUUGAUCAUGGGAUUCGGUUGGUGGAGGAUCCGGUGUUGAUGGAACGGAUUGCGCGGGAGGGCAUUCUGCUCACGGUUUGUCCGUUGUCGAACGUGCAGUUGAAGUGUGUGAAGGAGGUUGGGGAGGUGCCGAUUCGGAAGUUCUUGGAUGCUGGGGUCAAGUUCUCGAUUAAUAGUGAUGAUCCGGCGUAUUUUGGGGGGUAUAUUUUGGAUAAUUAUUGUGCGGUGCAGGAGGCGUUUGGGUUGUCGGUUGAGGAGUGGAAGGUUAUUGCGGUGAAUAGUGUGAGUGAGAGUUGGAUUGAGGAGGAGAGGAAGAUGGAGUUGUUGGGUAGGAUUGAGGAUCAUGUGGUGAGGUUUGCGGAGUUGGUGGUUUAGAUGGGAGAUGGGGAGGGAUAAUGUUAUAUGCAACUUAUGAGUAGAUGAUAGAUACUAUAUAUCCAGGAGAGAGGGUAAUGAUUGCAUUUGA
Molecule: messenger RNA, 1410 nt
Organism: Aspergillus sclerotioniger CBS 115572
Lineage: Eukaryota; Fungi; Ascomycota; Eurotiomycetes; Eurotiales; Aspergillaceae
Gene: aah1
Product: adenosine deaminase
Exons: 1
Coding region: 261-1319 (352 amino acids)
Biological process (GO): purine ribonucleoside monophosphate biosynthetic process; adenine catabolic process; hypoxanthine salvage
Cellular component (GO): cytosol; nucleus
Molecular function (GO): adenine deaminase activity
Source: RefSeq, a predicted model, not a curated record